Messenger RNA from Euleptes europaea (tarantolino), 586 nucleotides. It is a transcript of the gene DESI2, whose product is annotated as desumoylating isopeptidase 2. Gene Ontology annotation, biological process: protein deubiquitination. The transcript has 5 exons. The coding region runs from base 3 to 584 and encodes 193 amino acids. The record is from RefSeq and is a predicted model, not a curated record. Gene Ontology annotation, molecular function: deubiquitinase activity. Lineage: Eukaryota; Metazoa; Chordata; Lepidosauria; Squamata; Sphaerodactylidae.
GGAUGGCGAACCAGCUGGUGGUUCUCAACGUCUACGACAUGUACUGGAUGAAUGAGUACACCUCUUCUCUUGGAAUUGGAGUAUUCCAUUCAGGAAUAGAGAUAUAUGGCAGAGAGUUUGCUUAUGGUGGCCAUCCCUAUCCCUUUUCUGGAAUAUUUGAAAUUUCUCCAGGAAAUGCAUCUGAACUAGGAGAAACAUUUAAAUUUAAAGAAGCUGUUGUACUUGGAAGUACUGACUUCAUGGAGGAGGAUAUAGAAAAAAUUAUAGACGAACUUGGAAAAGAAUUUAAAGGAAAUGCCUAUCACUUAAUGCACAAAAACUGCAAUCACUUUUCUUCAGCUUUAUCAGAGAUUCUCUGUGGAAAAGAGAUUCCUCGUUGGGUGAAUCGCCUUGCUUACUUCAGCUCCUGUAUCCCAUUUCUCCAAAGUUGCCUACCGAAAGAAUGGCUUACGCCAGCAGCGCUUCAGUCUAGUGUAAGUCAGGAACUUCAGGAAGAACUGGAAGAAGCAGAAGAUGCUGCAGCGUCAUCUUCCCUGGCAAGCUCAGCAUCCGCAUCAAGAACUGGUCAUCACUCAAAAAUAUAAGU